CUUUAGUUUGGUUCAGCAUCAGUUGCAACGUGACUUUCGUUCGGAAUGUUCCCCGCAAAGCGUUUAACUCAGCUGCUGUUGAAAGGUGCUGAACGAUGCCAGAAACAGUCGAAAGCGUCGUACAGCAAGGUAGAUUUGGAGAAGUUCAAGAAGAUCAACUAUGAGAAGAUCGGUAUCGUUGGUGUUCCGUUCGAGAAAGGUCAGCGUAAGAAAGGUGUGGGCCUUGGACCGAAAGCAAUACGGGAAGCUGGAUUGAUCGAUAGCAUUCAGGAAAUAUCGUCUAAGCUGGACAUUCGGGACUUUGGAGACAUCCGGUAUGAGGCACUGGAUUUGGCUGGCCGUGGUGCGUCGAAUAUGAAAAAGUUGGAACACGUGGCGAGUUGUACGAAACUGUUAUCGCAAAGAGUCGCUCAGGUGUUGCAGGAAGAUCGUUUGUGUUUGACACUGGGUGGUGAUCAUGCGAUUGCUGUUGGUUCCAUCGAUGGACAUCUAAAACAUUGCAGCGAUGUAGGAGUAAUCUGGGUGGACGCUCACGCGGAUUUGAACACAAAUUCUACCUCACCAUCGGGGAAUAUGCACGGAAUGCCAGUUGCACUUUUGGCCAAAGAACUGGCAGACUAUUGGCCGUACCUUCCGGGCAUGGACUGGCAGGAACCGAUCAUUUCAAUCAAAAACGUUGUGUACAUUGGGCUGAGGGCCGUAGAUCCAUAUGAGAGGAUGAUAAUCGAAAAAUUUGGAAUCCAUGCUUUCGGGAUGCGGGAGGUUGAGCAAUAUGGUAUUCGGGAGGUGAUGAAGAUGGCUUUGGAACGCAUCGAUCCGGAGGGAAAGAAAAGUUUGCACGUGAGCUACGAUAUCGACUCUCUGGAUGUUCUGGAAGCACCGAGUACAGGGACUGGAAUGCGUGGAGGAUUGACUUUGCGUGAAGGUAUUUACAUCAUGGAAGAGGCGUACAAUACCGGUCGAUUGGCUGCAGUGGAUUUGGUGGAGGUUAAUCCGGCAAUCGGGACUCCCGAGGAUGUGAGGAAGACUUUGGAUGCCGCCAUUCAUCUUUUGGUAGCUGCCUGUGGACAUAGUAGGAAAGGGAAUAUGCAAGAUGUCGUUGAUAUAUUAGUUAAGCAUUAAAAUGUUUUUCGUGUGAAUAAUAACUGAUUUUCAUUAUUUUGAAGAA
This is a messenger RNA of Uranotaenia lowii, 1168 nucleotides long. RefSeq names its product arginase, hepatic (gene arg). The coding region runs from base 46 to 1122 and encodes 358 amino acids. The record is from RefSeq and is a predicted model, not a curated record. The transcript has a single exon. NCBI's taxonomy places the organism in Eukaryota, Metazoa, Arthropoda, Insecta, Diptera, Culicidae. Gene Ontology annotation, cellular component: cytosol; cytoplasm; nucleus. Gene Ontology annotation, molecular function: arginase activity; manganese ion binding.